CUCAUCGUUCAUAGCCCAUUACCAAUAACUCGACGUAUAAUUAUCACCUAAUGUCACAUAUACCCCAUUGAUCAUACCCCAAUGCCUUACAAGCUAGUUGCAUCCACUGCCAGACAGCUACGUCCGCCCCUCACACAGUCAUGGGGUCGCGAAGACCUUCAACAUACGUUGCUACAGAAGGCGACCCCAGACUAUCCCUACCCAGCCCUUUCUCCGGCAAUUUUGGAGAUCACCCAGGGAAAGACCGCCACAGACUUGAAAUUUGAAAACCAGCCCAAUAUUCCGCGUCAUUUACAGUGGUCGCACGACGGCUCAUCCUUUGUGACUGUCAAUGAAGAUUUUGGCUGCCGGUUGUACGUGGUUCCCUCAGAUGUGUUGUCAGCCACUCCGGUGCCAAAGGAGCUUGUUCCAUUCAGCAGAAUGUUCCAGCCAUAUCCUAUCAUUGCUCACUCCGUCAACCCAGAGUUUUCGUUGUACAACCCAGAGGAAACAAUGGCCUGCAACAGCAUGCUUGUAUCAAUGAAGAACCUCCCAAUUCGAAUGCUUGACCUUAUCCCGGGAGAUGCGCGAAACUUAGUGGCACUGUACAAGUUUGAAGACCUACUGAACGACCGCUUUUUUACCACCUAUUCCUUGGCUCAUUACGAUGAGACCACCUUUUUUGCAGGCUCGGUGAACAAAGUGGCCGCCUUUGAUGUUACCAGACAGCAUGAACCUGCGUAUGUUACCAGUCUCACGGGGUGCCACAAAAUGGGAAUUGUUAGCACAAUUGUACCGUCUCCGGAGCUCGGGCGCGUCUAUAUUGGAUCGUACAAUGGAAAGGUAUCGAUCGUAGACGUGGGGUCUGCGCUUCCCGUGCUAUCGAAGGCCAUGUCUCUGGAAGAUUCCGGGAGCGGCUGCGGGCCCGAGCGCGAGGGUGUCACACAGAUAUUAGAGUCCCAGAAUGGAAAAUACUUGUUCGUGGUUAGGCGAAAUACAAACACGAUAUCGAUCCUUGACUUGCGAAUGGACCUUGAACUAGUCGGGUCGUUGACCAAACUUGAGCUGCCGUCUCUAAAGCCCACCUCUAACCAAAAAAUGUAUGCAGACUUGUUACCCCAAUCGCAGGGAUUACUUACGGGGGAUGUCUACGGAAACGUACAAUGGUUCAGAGACGCCGAGCUUGGAAUGGACUGUACUAAACCGGAAAUUCUCAUUGCCGGGGAAGCCAGCGCGACCACCAUAUCAGCGGUUAAAGUGAACCCCGUGGAGCCAGGGAUACUUGCAACGGCGUGCGGUGUUCGGAGAGAUACCGCUUUCGAUCUGGAAGAAGAUACCGAGGAGGCUGACUGUGGGGUAAAGAUAUGGUACAAGUAAGGUGCGAUUCUCUACCAAAAAGUCUUGUGAGAUUCUCGUAUACCAAUAGUAGACUGUGGCACUUAAGAUCGUUCCUGGAUCUACAACAAUUAGACACAAAUUUAGGGUCAUAUUACCGGUUACAUAGCGGAACAUGUUACGAUAGGCGAAUAGGUCAGGACAACAUAGAUUGUACGCUAGCACCAAACUCAGCAAUCUAAUCCAUAAGAUCUUUGCAUCAAAAAAAUAAAAAAAAACCUUACACACCAAUACAGUGACAGUGUGGUAAGCGUGUAGCUAUCACG
Molecule: messenger RNA, 1640 nt
Organism: Babjeviella inositovora NRRL Y-12698
Lineage: Eukaryota; Fungi; Ascomycota; Pichiomycetes; Serinales
Exons: 1
Coding region: 82-1356 (424 amino acids)
Molecular function (GO): protein binding
Source: RefSeq, a predicted model, not a curated record